This is a messenger RNA of Telopea speciosissima, 2552 nucleotides long. Its product is annotated as calcium homeostasis endoplasmic reticulum protein. Gene Ontology annotation, molecular function: RNA binding. The transcript has 4 exons. NCBI's taxonomy places the organism in Eukaryota, Viridiplantae, Streptophyta, Magnoliopsida, Proteales, Proteaceae. Bases 101 to 2218 code for a protein of 705 amino acids. Gene Ontology annotation, biological process: intracellular calcium ion homeostasis; RNA processing. The record is from RefSeq and is a predicted model, not a curated record. Gene Ontology annotation, cellular component: perinuclear region of cytoplasm.
GAAGUAAAAUUCUGAACCUGCUUGAAAGCAUUUCGAAGCAGUUGGCUUUUUGGCUUUCAAUCUUCUCCGAGCAGCUUCAGCUAUUCCAUCUGUAGCGGUGAUGGAUCGGCAGGCUCAUGACUAUGCAGCUGCAGCAGCUAUGGCCUUUGCUCAACAACAGCAACAGCAAGCAGCCAACAUCCAACAGCAGCAACAGUUUGGGUUUCAUCCACAGCACCAGCCAUUUCCUCAGCAAAUGCAUGGUCUUCCUUUUAUGCCCCCACAUCCUUCUCUUCAACAGUUUCCUUUCCAUCGAUUGCAACAGCAGCAACAGCAAUUCCAUCCCCAUCCACACCACCCUUCCCAUCCACUCCAUCUCCGACAGCAGCAGCAGCCACAACCGCCCUUUCCACCUCAUUUGCCCCCUCACCAUAUUCCUUCACCGUACCUUGGCCCAUUUGAUUCUGCCCCUCCUCCAGUUGCUCCCCCACCUGAACCUGAGCUCCACAAACGCAUUGAUAAGCUUGUUGAAUAUGCUGCCAAGAAUGGCCCUGAAUUUGAAUCCAUGAUACGUGAUAAGCAGCAAGACAAUCCUGCUUAUAGUUUUCUUUUCGGAGCUGAGGGGCAUGAUUACUACCACUACAAGCUUUGGUUAUCUACACAUUCCUCAGGUGCCCCUUUCAAUCCUCCCUUCCCUCCUUCCUCUAUGAUGCCUCCAAACCCCAUGAUGAAUCCAUCUCCACUAAACCCUUCUCCCUUGAAUCCCCCAGCUGCUGGUGCUGUGGCUUCUGCUUCCUUGUUGGGGACUCAAUUGCACCAGCCCCCUUUUCCUCCCUUUUAUGACCACCACCACCAGCAGCAUUCUCAACAUUUUAUGGCCCAGGCUCGACCAGAUUAUGACCCUUCAGCCAAGUCCUUCAAGGGCCUCUCUGGACCACUUCCUUCUGAUGUAGGAGCUGAGCUCAAUAAUGUUCUCAACAAUCUCACUGGUACUAAAGAAUCAAUCAAGGGUGCCAAGAUGUGGUUUAUGCAAAGGUCACCAUUUGCACCGGCUCUGGCAGAAGCUCUCAAAGAAAGGGUGCUUGCUCUUGAUGAUUCCGAGAGACAGUUGCAUAUUAUUUACCUUGCCAAUGACAUUCUUUUUGACAGCUUGCAGCGGCGGAUCAAUCCUACUGACCUUGAUAAUGAGGCCCUUGCCUUCAAACCUGUUCUGGGGACAAUGCUUGCAAGGGUUUAUCACAAUCCUCACAAUAAAGAGGCAAAUCAGUCUCGGCUGCAGAAAAUUUUGCUGUUCUGGGCUUCAAAGGAAGUUUAUGACCGUGAGACUAUUUAUGUCCUCGAGAGUGAAAUGAUGAAUGGGCCACCCAGUAGUUCAUUUUCUGGACCUCCAAAGGAGUCCUCUGCUUCUGCAGACCCUUCUAGCAACAUUGGGUUGUCACAUCAGGCACCAUCCCAGAAUCUUUCCCAAUGGCAACCCGACAAGCAAAUUGGUUCUGAUCAGGAGCAAGCAGAUAAACAAGCUUCUACAGCCACACCAUCAUCCAUGCCAAUUUCCCAAUUUGCACCACCUGCAAAUCAGCAAUAUCUUUCGAGUACAGUUCCGGGUGGCAUUUACCCACCAGUCACUACCACUCCUUUUGCAGGUGCUGUGCCGAUAUCUACCCCUAUUCAACCAGCAAAUCUUCCACUUGCCCCCAAUUUGUUGCCAACUUCAACAGCUAAUGUCGGAGAAAAGCUACCACCUUAUCCCCUCUUCCCUCCUGGCCUUAUUCCUGGAAUGGUGAAGAAGAUGCAGAUUGGAAGUGGGGUGCCCUACUCUCCGAUGAGUCCUUUGGACAUCCCUACCGUGAUCCCUCCAUCCACUGUACCUCCUACAGAGAUUUUAGAGAGAGUCUCACGGUUUUUCAAAGAGAUUGGAGAGGUAAACCCAUCUGAAGGGCCCAUGAAACCAUCUGAAUCGAAUGAUGAUGAGGAUGAGUAUGAGAUGGAGCCUCCUGUUCGGAAGGGAGGGGCUUGCAUACCUCCUCCCCCAAAUCUGCAGGUGGACCCUGAGACAGGGACUUUUGCUGAUGGGAGUGUAGAACGGAAACCAGGAUCCAGUAGCUCUGGACGAUUGGGGCUCGGAGCUGCAGCUAAUCCAAAUGAGGUGAGUCAGUACGAUGAUGUUUAUACUUCAUAUAGGAAACAGAGAAGCACCAGUUAUCAUUCAUCCAUGAGUGCCAGAUCUGCGACAAGGUGAUCCCCGACACAUUUUAGAAAGUAGGACCUUGAAUCAGUAUCAUCUUGCUUUUGGGAUGGUGAAAUCCAUCUUCUUGUUAUGUGCACAUAACAGUAGCUUUGACAUUUUUUUUUUUUGAGAUUCUUGCGGGUUGUGUUUUUUGCAAAUAAACUGUGAUUAGGAAUAGCGAUGAUGACAAUGAUCUGGUCCACAGUGAUGGUGAAAAUUUGAUGGUGGCAGGCUGGAUAUGAUGACAGGCCAUGUGAGGGUGAUGUAUUACGUGUGCUUGGUUUGCAGAAAUGGUUUAAAAUGAUGCCUUGAAACUGCAUGUGAAAGCAUUUGAAUGCACAAUACU